Apis cerana (Asiatic honeybee) is the source of this 3779-nucleotide messenger RNA. It is a transcript of the gene Vha44, whose product is annotated as V-type proton ATPase subunit Vha44. Gene Ontology annotation, molecular function: proton-transporting ATPase activity, rotational mechanism. Gene Ontology annotation, biological process: proton transmembrane transport. Lineage: Eukaryota; Metazoa; Arthropoda; Insecta; Hymenoptera; Apidae. The record is from RefSeq and is a predicted model, not a curated record. Gene Ontology annotation, cellular component: vacuolar proton-transporting V-type ATPase, V1 domain; lysosomal membrane.
AAUACAUUGUGCCACACCCCCUUUUUUUUUUAACUUUUUAAAACUUUGUACAUUAUUUUUAAAUUAAAAAAGUUCUGAAUUAUAAAUUAUAAUUUAUUAUAUACAUGAGCAAUUAAUGAAUAUAUGAAUAAUGCUCUUAGGAUUAUAGAAUUAUAUAUUAAUUCUAUAAAUUAACUAUGUUUGAAAGUAAAGCAGAUAAAUUAAGUAAUUUUCAUUGGAAUAUUGUUCAAAAUGACAGAAUAUUGGUUAAUAUCUGCACCAGGAGAUAAAACAUGUCAACAGACAUGGGAAACCAUGAAUAAUUUAACAUCAAAACAACAUUCUUUAUCAGUUAACUAUAAAUUUCAUAUCCCAGAUUUAAAGGUGGGAACAUUGGAUCAAUUAGUUGGUUUAUCAGAUGAUCUAGGAAAAUUAGAUGCCUAUGUUGAACAAAUAACACGCAAAGUAGCAACAUAUCUGGGAGAAGUUUUAGAAGAUCAAAGAGACAAACUUCAUGAAAAUCUUUUGGCAAACAAUAGUCAAACGUCAGUGGAUGGGGAGAGCUCGAGCCCCGAAGGGGGUCCGGACACCCCGCCAAACACCCCCGUCACCCCAUCACACAAGUCUUCAAAGGAGCAUCACAAGCAGUGGAAGGAAUCGGAGAAAUGUGAACCAGAACCAGCCGCCUGUUUAGGUCAGCAUCAUUACCAGCGUCAUCAUCAUCACGAACAUCAUCAUAGUCAUAAACAUCACAAUCAUCCUUCUGAUGUUGAAAAAAAAUCAUCACAUAGUCCUCAAGGCAUCUGUGAUGUUAGAUCAUCAAAUGAUCCUUUAUCAGCAUAUUCGUGCUACCAUGCGCAUUGGUGCGCUGCUUCUACCUCUUCUACACCUAUUCCUAGUCCUACUCCUACGAGUCCGAGUCUUUCCCUUUCAUCAAACUGUAGCAGUGAAGGAGAAACCAGAUGGCAGUCGGCGACACAUCAUCGGACUACUGAGAAAGCAGAUCGAUCUACCUCCAAUCGCAAAUCGUUUGGCAAUGACGACGACGAAGACGAUGUGGACCAAAACAACGACCAAGACCAAGACCAAGACCAUAGUGGCAAUUUGCCCAAUCCAGGUGAUCUACCAUCAUAUAUAACUCGAUUCCAGUGGGACAUGGCAAAAUAUCCUAUCAAGCAAUCAUUAAGAAAUAUUGCUGAUAUUAUCAGUAAACAAGUGGGUCAAAUUGAUGCAGAUCUUAAAACUAAAUCUACAACAUAUAAUAAUUUGAAAGGAAGUUUACAAAAUCUUGAAAAGAAACAGACAGGAAGUUUAUUAACAAGAAAUUUGGCAGAUUUAGUGAAGAAAGAGCACUUUAUUUUGGAUAGUGAAUAUUUAACUACUUUGCUUGUAAUUGUACCAAGAGCAAAUUUUCAAGAUUGGUACAGUGGUUAUGAAAAGUUAACAAAAAUGGUAGUACCACGUACUACACAACUUAUUACUCAAGAUUCUGAAUAUGGAUUAUUUACUGUCACUUUAUUCAAAAAAGUUAUUGAAGAAUUUAAAUUACAUGCUCGUGAAAAAAAAUUUAUUGUUCGUGAUUUUACAUAUAAUGAAGAGGAACUAGCAGCAGGGAAAAAUGAAAUAACGAAAUUGGUAACUGACAAAAAGAAACAAUUUGGCCCUCUUGUACGUUGGUUAAAAGUUAACUUCAGUGAAUGUUUCUGUGCAUGGAUUCAUGUUAAAGCUUUGCGUGUAUUUGUAGAAUCUGUUUUAAGGUAUGGAUUACCUGUGAAUUUCCAAGCAAUAUUAUUGCAUCCUCAUAGAAAAUGUGCAAGACGAUUACGUGAUGUUCUUAAUCAACAUUAUGCUCAUUUAGAUUCUUCUGCUACAGCAUCUUCUGCUGCUCAAGGAACUCAAGAUAGUGUGGAUAUACCAGGAUUAGGUUUUGGCCAAAAUGACUAUUUCCCUUAUGUAUAUUAUAAAAUCAACGUAGAUAUGGUUGACAAUAAGGUCUAAUUAUUAAAGACAAAUCUAUUUUCUUAAAUUUUAAAUAUUCUUUAAUUUACGUAACACAUACUUCUAUAACUCCAGGUAUUUAAAGCAGGUGCGUACGCAGUAGUAUUUUCUGUUUACAUGAAAUAUGUUUUAUUUUUUAAAAUUUUGUUAUUUUUGAUUUUCAAUGUAAAUCUAAUUAUCCUUCAUUCACUUGCAGGAGUAAAUUAAAUAUUUACUUAAAAAAUAUUUUUAUAAUAUUUUUAUAAUACAUCAAAUACCUGGAGAGAUGUAUGUACUUUGAUAUUAGCUCAAUAAACUAUGCAUAAUAGGAUGUACAAUCAUUUGUAUAAAUUUUAGCAAACACAUUUGAAUAUAUGUUGCAAACUUUUUUUUUUGAAUGGGCUAUAUUUAAUUGAACAAGAUACCAAUAAAUCAAAUUCAUCAUAUAAUUAACUGCUUUUCAAAGAAAAUUAAAAUAUUGAAAAAUUUAUUGUUUCGAUUAUAAUAACGAUAUAUUGCUUAAAAUGUCUGUAUGUAAAUGUAUCAAAAUUCUUACAAUUAAAUAUAGCACAAUCUAUUUUACAUAGUACUACAUAAUGAACGGAAAAUAUCGUGCCAGAAUAGAAAUUCUGCAAUGUAUAAUUGUAGUAUUUUAUGUAUUGUUUAUAAAAUUAAGAUCAUUGUGAAUAUUGUUAUAAAAGAGAAAGUUCAUCUUGUUAUAAAAACAUAUGUCAUAAUAUCUGUUUUGAUUCAAAUGCUUUUAUCAUGUUUAUUCAAUAAUUCUUCAUAAUGCUUAUAUUAUACAAAAACUAGUAAAAUAAGUAUUAUUCAAAUAUUAAAAUACAGUAAAUUUAUUUCAUUAAAUAUAAUGAAAAUGUUUUAAUAAUGCAAAGUAUAUCAGAUACAUGCUAAUGUAUCAAAAUGUUAUUUAUUGAAAGUUAUAAAACUCCAGACAUAUUUGUUUGACUCUUAAAGUAUUAUUAUUAAUGUUAUAUUUUAAACUUUAGUGGUAUAUAAAAAAAAUUUCAUUGUAAUAAAUUCAGUUCAAGUAUUAAAUUUUGAAAUCUUUAAAGGCUGCACAAAAAUAAAAAAUAAUAAAAAACUGUUAUAGUACAUAUUAUUUAAACAGAUUGUAUUAUAAAUAUUUCGUGUAUAGAAUUUAUGCUUUGCAAUAUUAUUUUAAUUCCUCGCUUAUAUCUUAUUUCUUUAAUAUUUUUAAUGUAUCAACAUAAAUUGAUAUAUGUCUGAAUAUAUUCAAUUUCAUUCUGUACAUACAUAUUGAAAAUAGAGAAAGGUUACAGGUAUAGUAAUAUUCUUCUUGAUUUAAUCAAAUGUAUUUUAAUCUAUGAAUUUAUUUUUAUUUAAAGAAUUAAUUGUUAUCAGUAUUUCAAAGUACAUCUGUAUUUCAAAUUGUUAUACGAUAUUAUUAUACAAUUGACGAUAAAGUAUUAAUUAAAAUAAAUAAAAUUUUAUCGUCAUUAAUUAAAUUUUAUAAAAAAACGUUUUCCUAAGCAUUAAAUAAUAGAAAUAUGCACUCUAUGUAUUAAAGAUAUUAUAUGUAUCAUACUGAUAAUUUUGAAAAUGUAUUAUUUUAUAUGUCAAAAUUAAUUAUAAUUAUAUUUAUAAUUUUAAAGUUUUAAUUGUAAAAACAUUUCAGUUAGAGCGAUGACAAUAUUAGCUAAAUGUUAAAUCAAAGAAAAUAAAUGAAUUAAAUUUAAAUAUAUGUGAUCAAAAAAUUAUACUAUGAUGUGUAUACAUAUUAAAUAUGAAAUAUCAUUUAAUCAUUUGUUAAUUAAAUAGAUUAAAUAAUACUAAGUAAUAAA